This is a messenger RNA of Drosophila virilis, 6912 nucleotides long. The record is from RefSeq and is a predicted model, not a curated record. NCBI's taxonomy places the organism in Eukaryota, Metazoa, Arthropoda, Insecta, Diptera, Drosophilidae.
AUGCUGAUUGUGGACAUGCUAACGUUGGCCUUAACGAACGGACAGAGCUUGCUCGAACGGGAGCGGGAACGGGAGAGGCAACAUUUUAAUUUUGGCGAAUACAAUAUAAAAAAUCAAGAAAAACAAUUGUUACAAAUUUGUGAAAAUUUUGUGCAAAUCAGCUCAAGUGUUGGCCAAAACGAGCAGCAAAAACAGCAACAACAGCAACAGCAACAACAACAACAACAACAAAUUUUGUAUACAGGCGUCAACAACGACGCGGGCAGCGCAGCUGGCGACGACGCUGACGGCGACGCGCAACGUACAGAAAAAUUUGUGCAAAAAGGCAGUACAAAUGCGUUAAGUGCUGAUUUUUUUUUGUAUAAACCAAGUGAAAAUGUGCAAAGUGACGUAGCAGCAAUAGCAACAACAGCAGCAACAACAACAAGAGCAGCAGCAGCAGCAACAACAACAGCAACAACAUUUGCCAGGGCAAAGGAGCCAAAGUCAAAUCAGAAACAGACACAGACAUCGAAGGAGGUGUUGGUGCUGGCGGAGACGCCAUUGUCAUUGCCAUAUUUGCGUGAGGAAUCGGCGAACGUAGCGAGCGGCCCAUGCCACGACCCUGUUACUGUUGAUAAUGUCGUUGGUGUUGCUGGCGCUGUUUUGCCCGAAAGCGUGCCAGUUGUUGUUGUUGCUGACGGUUACGUGGAUUACGUGAAAAGUGUUGCAGACAACAAAGUAGUAGCCGCAGCAGAGGCAACAGCAUCGCACUGGGCCACGCUAGCGAGCAAAGCAGCGAGUAGCAGCUCAGGCCAAAGUUUGCUCGACGAGUGCCGUGCGGAACCUUUACACAGGUUUGAGUCCACAGCGUUCGUGUUCGACGUGACGAGCAGCGCACAGAAAGCAACGAGUAGCAAGCACAAAGCAGCGAGUAGCGAGUGUGCAGCUAGCUAUACGCUCAUAGACUGCGACGCAGCUGAUCAGCAGUCGGCUGUGCAGCACAACGAGUGUGCCACAGCAGCGAGUAAAAGCGAAAGUAACGAGUGCAGCACAACAAAAACAACAGCAGCAGCAGCAACAAGCUGCAACGAUUACGAUCUUAUUGAUUUUGAGCACGAUUUGGUCGAUGAUUUUGUGGCCAGCCAGCGGCUAAAACGCUUACAGCAUAAUUUUCAGGGACGCGUUAACAGCAGCAACAACAGCAGCAACAGCAGCAACAACAUCAGCAACGACAACAACAGCUGUAGUUGUGAGGCUGUAGUUGAUUGUGUAAAGGCAUCCUUGAGACAGCAACAACAACAACAACUAAAACUAAAUGCCUGCACGUCUACAAUAAACACAACAAAGAAACUACCCCCUGAAGCAGCAGCAGCAAAUAGCCAUACACCCACUCUCACACCCACAUUCACACCCCCGAGCAGCAGCAGCAGCAGCCACGCUGCAAAGGACAAUAAAAUAGUUGAAAGUUCGCUGUUGGCCGUGGCAAGCUCAAGUGCAAUACAAUUAGAUGUAAAUUGUAUUCAAGACAUUGGAAAUGAACAAAUUGCCACAGCAAACGACAGCAGCAGCAGCAGCAGCAGCAGACAACAGCAAUUGCUGAAUACGUUGCCAGAGUUGGCAUUGCGCGUGCGCGGUGAGCGUGUUGUGAGCACAGCUGAAACAUUAGCUGACAGCCAAGACGACGGCGACCAGGUGCUGAUUGAAAUUGAAGCAAAGCCCGCAGCAACAACAACAACAACAACAACAGCAACAGCAGCAACAGCAACAGCAACAUUAACAGCAGCAACAACAGCGACAGACAGUUGCAUACGCAGCGCAUUUGUGCCCACAGUUAUUUGUGACAACAAUUGCAGCGAUUCGUCAACGAACGCCGCCAAUUUUGUGGCCACGCUCAGCGAGUUCGAUGUGCAGCGCUUUGGCGAGUAUCUGAGAGCGGCGCGACAGCUACAAUUGCUGGACAUCAAUCACAAUAGCCAGAGUCAGCUGCCAGGCGAGCCGAGCGGCAGUCACGUGAGCGUCAAACAGCGACGCGGCUUUCAGUGUUACGACGAGCUACUCGCUGAAUUUGUAAGCGAACAGCAGGACGACAACGAGAACGAGCACGAGCAGGAGCAGGAGCAGGAGCAGGAGCUGGACAGCGAGUGCGAUUACAAUAGCGAUAGCAAUUGCAACGAGUGCCAGUGCGAUGAGUGCCUAGCGGUCGCAUCACAUAACAGUACAGCGAGCAACGAGUACAACGAGCGAACAGCGAGUACACUCGCUACAAGCACAACAUCGACUGGGAUAGCACUUGGGCCCCGGCCAGACGUGUUCAAGAUGCGUGAGGUGAAUGGCCAGCUGCGCGGUCUGCUCAAAAAACCGAAUCGACCGCCGCCGGCUCGCAAAAAUCGUGUCGUCUUCGACGAGACACGCAACGAAUUCUUCGAGGCCGACUAUAUCAUAUUGAUACGCGAGGAUUGCGCCUACGAUGAGGAGGACGAGGAGCCAUGCACCUGCGGCGAGCACGAGCUGGUGCGCCUCUGCUGCGAGGAGGGCUGCCAGUGCAACUAUGCCGUUAAUGCCGCUGAGCCCGGCGAUGGACGAACGCCACAGAGCCCCAAGUUCCAGCCGCCAAUUGACUUUGUGGACGAUGCCGCGCUCAGUCCACCCGAUGGCUACAAGGAUAACAGCCUAAAGAACACGCUGGGCGGCGCGCUCAGCGGCCACAUCUUUGGGGCGCAGCAUCUGCAACAGUUGCAGGUUAUCCAGCGUCUGCAGCAGCAGCGUGCUGCGAUGUUGGCGGCGCGCAACAGCGGCAGCAACAGCAACAGUCAAAUACCGCCGCCGCCACCGCCCGCAGGCGGCGCUCAGCAACAACAACAACAACAACAACAGCAACAACAGCAACAACAACAGCAACAACAACAACAACAGCAACAACAGCAGCAACAACAACAGCCGCUGCCCGAUGAGGACCUGCAGGGCGUUUGCACCGAGUGCGCCGAGUGCGCUGAAUGCGCCGCCAAGCAGCUACAGGAUGCAGAAUGCGGCGGAUCGCAGUGCAACGAGGAACUGACGCCGAUCGGGGUGCCAGCUGUGGCAUUGUUGCCGUUGCAUACCAGCUCACCGGAGCGUCGCAUCACGCAGAAGGAGAUCAUCGCCGGCGAGGAGCGGCCCAAAUAUGUGCUGCAAUCACAAUAUAAGCCCGCAGCGGCAUCUGCAGCAGUCAAAGUUAGAAAGGAUGCGGGCAGUAGUAGCAAACCCGCCGCCGCCAGUGCCAUUUCCGGUUCCGGUACCGUUGCCGCAACCGGCACCGGCACCGGCACCGGCUACGGCAACAGCCUGGUGCCAGCAGCGGGCAGUAGCUCAGCCAAGAAAAAAAGAUUUGUUGUUGAAACCAUUACCACUAUGACCACAGUGACCGAGCGACGCAUUAUACGCGAGGCGCACGAGGAUACGGCGGCUGCCAGUGGCGCUGCCGGCGCAGCGCCCGCAGCGGAAAUGCUGCCGCCGGCGCUGCCGGCCAAGGCGAGCGCAACAGCCGCCGCCGCCGCCGCCGCAGCAGCUGCCAGCGCCGCUGCAGCCGCGAAUGCAGCUGGCACAGAGCCAUACGAUGAGGAGAAACCGCCACCCAUACCGCCCAAGGAGCUGACAACGACCACACAGAUCAGCGGCAUACUGAAGGGCGGCAAACUCUGGAAGCAGGACUCCAUUUCCCAGCAAUCGGAUGACCAGAACAACACCACCUCAGAGGACGAGAGCGGCGCCACGAAGCGUUCGGUGCGCUUUGUGACCGAGGAUCAGGCGAAUGCCGGCACCGAUGGCGAUGGCCAAUCGCUCUGCGGCGAGCUGGACGACAGCGAGAACCAGAUCAACGAGCUGAUACCCAUCAAGAAGCACUCGACGCUGUUCAACAAUGCGCUGCGUCCCAAUUCGGCGGUGCGUCAGCUGUUCCCCAGCGUUUCGGCCCAGCAGGCGCCGGUGCUCACCUCGGAGGCGUUGCGCGCCUUCGAUGAGUCCAAGCGCGCCGGCUGCCUGGUAACCCAUUUGCCCGGCAGCUGCGGCGACUCGGACACCUUGCGGCGCAGCAUGGAGCGCAAUAUACUGCGACGUUCGCUGAUCAAGAAGAAGGCCGUCAAGUCGGACAUUUCGCUGGAGGAGCGCAUCAAGCAGCUGACCUGCGACAUUGACGAGGAUCUUGUCGAGGAGCUGUCGCGCGGCGUUGCCGAUGCCGACCAGGAUCAGGAUCAGGCCAGCGAGCGUGACUGCUCGGAGCUGGCGCAGCGCGACAGUCCCGCCGGCGAGGAGAAUCCCAAUACGCUGGCGCCCAAGUUCAUGAACGGCGAGAAGAGCUUCUCGCCCAGCAGCUCCGUCUCAAGCUCGUCCAGCGGCUCGUCGGCCUACAAGAAGAUCGCUGACAUCUUUAGUCGCGACAAGAAGCAGGAGAAGAUUAUGGAGCUCGAGGAGAAUCCCAUUGUCAUCAUACCCCAGGAAUGCCGCUGCCCCGCCGCACCAGAUCUGGGCAUGGGCAUUCAGGUGCCGGUUGUGCACACGCAAAUCCAUCGUACGCCGCCGCGUCAAAACGAACCCAAGCGCCAGUUCCUCUCGACCCUGGCGCCGCUGACCGCCUGCGUGGCAGGCAACAAGGACGAUCUGUCCUCCUACUACACGCUGGCCGCGGCAGCCGCCGCUCACCAGCACGGACAUGCGGCGCAUGCGCACGCCCAUUAUGCGGCCGCCGCUGCCGCCGCCGAUUACAAUAUGAGCCAGCUGCUGGGCGCUGCCGCGGGCGCUGGCGAUGCCGUGGCCCAGCAGGCGGCCGCUGCGGCGAUGGUGGCGCAGGGCUUGGCUUUGGGCGGCGGCGCUGGUGCUGGUGCUGGUGGUGCCGGCGCUGGCGGGGAUGAGGCGCGCAAGGUGGCGCCGGAUGUGAUUGCCGGCACGCCCGGGCAGGAGACAACGCAACAGGACGAGCUGGCCGCCUUCGCCCAGGCGGAGGCGAAGCGCACCGAGCAGCUAAAGAAACGAUAUACGGGCGUGGAGACCGCCUCCCAAUGCCAGUCGCAGGCGAGCAGCGACGACGACGAACAGAACGAUUAUGGCUUCAAUAAACGGCCCUCGGUGCGCGGCAUCAAGCCCAAGUUCAGCUCCACCAACGAGAUACUUGCCCAGAUGCAGGAGCAGCUCACCCAGCAGAUACCCACAACGGUGAUCAGCAGCCAACCCGUGCCGCAGGCCAUCAAGGGCUAUGCCAUGCCCAAUCAGGCCAAGCAGCCGAAUCCCUCGCCGCAGAACGUGCCACAGCAGCAACAGCAGCAGCAACAGCAGCAGCAGCAACAGCAGCAGCAGCAGCAGCAGGCGGCGCAGUUGCAGCAACAAAUGGCGAAUGCUCUGCAGGCCAAUACCAUUGCCCAGCAGAAGACGGAACAGCGCACCUGGAGCUUUUACAGCGAGAGCGGGGAGCAGCAACGAUUUCCGGUAGACGCCGCCGCCGCCGCCGCCAUACAGCAAACAUAUUACCAGACGUUGCCGGCGGGCGCCAUGUUCCGCCAGACAAUGAUACAGCAGGGCGCCGCCGAUGAUGCCUCCUCGCUGCUGUAUGCCGCUGCCCAGAACUGUCAGAGCAUGACGGCCACGGCAACGGCGACCGCAACCGCGACGGCCAUCGAGCAGAGCAAGCACAGCAGCUAUAGCAGCCACUUUGCACGCAGCCCCACCAGACGGCCGGAGUCGCCGCCGCCGUUGCGCAACUAUCACCAGACGAUGGUGUUGAUACCAUACAAUGCCGAGACCUAUUCCCAGUUCGCAACCAGCAGCAGUGUCGAUCCCAAGCUGGCUCACAUCCAGCGACAGAAUAUACUCGAGUAUCAGCAGGUAACACAGCAAACGAUACGCGUGCCCAUUGGCUAUGCUCUGCCUGGCAUGCAGCUGCAUGUGGUCAGUGGGCGUGGCCACGCCGCACACUAUGCACAGCAUCAGCACACGGCUGCCCAGCAGCAACAGCAACAGCAGCAGCAACAGCAACAUCUGCACCAGCAACAACAUCAGCAUCAGCAGCAGCAGCAGCAGCAGCAACAGCAGCAGCAGCAUCAACAGCAGCAGCAACGUUUAAUGUCGCAACACUAUCAAUACGGACCGGAGGGCGGCAUGCCGGGCUUUAGCGAACGGGGCGUGCCCGAGGGCGCAGCUGCCGUCUCGCACAGCGAUUGCAGCGCCAUGGUCUCGCCAACAGGCGCCCAGCAGCAACAGCAGCAACAGCAGCAACAACAACAACAACAGCAACAACAACAUCAGCAACAGCAGCAACAGCAGCAGCAACAGGUGGGCGCUGCAGCAGCUCAGGGAUCCGUUUACUAUGCGAUGAACGUAUGACCCGGGCUGGAAUAGUCGCUGCCAGCGGCGGUCAUUGUUGAGCGCCGCCAGUGUCAACGCGUCGAGUUGUCAGCGACUUCAGUGCAUUUGGGCGGAGGCGGCGGCAGCGGCGGCUGCGGCAGAUGAGCCCCAAAUGGCCAAACCGCCAACCUCUGAACGAACAAAAUUUAGAAACCCAAAAACAAAAACCAACAAAAGUAUUUCAAGUGUUUCCAAAAAAAAAAAAAACAAAUGUUGCUUAAGUUUGUCGUUGAGUUCGAAUCGAUUACGCGUUGAUCCUAGCGAGCAGCUCAGUUGCUCUCCCUCUCUCUCUGUCUCUGUCCCUUUCGCACAUGCUCUCUGUCUCUCUCUAGCUCUCUGUCUGUCUGUCUGCGUGCCUGUGUAUCUGUGUGUGCGUGCGUGCGUGUGUGUGUGUGUUUGUGUUUAGCCUAUAAAAGUGCUUCACUCUUUUAGCUGCCCGCCCCGCGAAGUAUGCAGCAAUAUUGUGCGCUUCGCAACACUGCACGAAAAGUGACGCAAACAACACUAGAAUUUAGUAAUUACAGCAAAAUAUUAAGACAAAACCGAAAAAAAAAAAACAAA